Messenger RNA from Glossina fuscipes, 1762 nucleotides. RefSeq lists its product as uncharacterized. The record is from RefSeq and is a predicted model, not a curated record. The transcript has a single exon. Bases 105 to 1529 code for a protein of 474 amino acids. NCBI's taxonomy places the organism in Eukaryota, Metazoa, Arthropoda, Insecta, Diptera, Glossinidae.
GAAAAAAAAUUAUAAAAAAAAAAAAAUUAAAUAUUUGUUUAAAACAAAAUCGCAAUUUGCAUAACGUUCUGGGCAAGUAGGAAGCGAAAGUUUGAGAGCUAGUUAUGUCGUAUCAAAUUAAGUCUACCCCGUUUUUUCGGCGUAUGGUUACGACGAGCAAGAAGAACGGCCAGUUGCAGAAGCUCAAGGAGGAGUAUGAGCGUAUUAAAGAUUUUAACGAGCGUACAAUUGAUAUUAAAAUGCGUCAGGUGCGUUUGAAACGUUUAUUUAAGGAAAUUGAGGAGAUCAAGGAAACCAAUUUGAAAAAACGGCGUAUGGUUAAAGAGAAAACGCUCAAAAAUCAGAUGCCAUAUUAUCGUGACGAUUUAUCGAAAUCGGAGAAAAAUCGUAGAAGAAGCCAUCAAAGUAGAAGCUCACCCGAGCAAUCUAAAACAAUGACUAAGAUACGUAGUGAGGAGGGUUUUGGCCUUGCUAAACGAUCAAAAUUGAACUCACCACCGAGAAAGGCGCAAACGGACGAAGAUGAAGAGAAAAGUAUGGCACGUGUUAAACGACGUCUCAUUUAUGGCAAUCUAGUAUCGAAUUGGAAUAUGCAACGUAUGCUUACAAAUAAUUUGAGCGGAGAAGUUAACUUUGGCUUGCGUGAGACCCUUAAAGAGACUCGUCGUUUCUUAAACAAACCUUUCAUGCAUACUGAUCCCGGAAUAACAUCGGACGCAAUAAACAGAAGCAAACAUGAGAAAUUAAAACAUCGCAUCAAUUCCCCUAACACUAUUCCCAAAACGUCAAGACAGCGCAAAAAGCACGCUGCCGCAAUGGAUGAUGUGGUGAUCGCUUCUAAUAAGAAAUUGACUGGCAGUAUAAUGUCGCAACGAUCUAAAAUCGAAGGUAAUCUUGAUGGACAAUCUCUUGCUGAUAAAACAAUAAAUCGUAAGGGUAGCGAUGCCAUUUAUUCUUGUCUUUCAUCAGAAAGACAAAGUGGAGAUGAUGAAAAACGUAUAAAUGCCCGUAAACGUUGGGACAAAAUUUCUGGAACAAUAAGCAGUCCAUUUGAUAUUAACAAGUGUACUAGAUUUUUAGAAACUCUAGAGAAGUGUCACAACGAUUUGGAAUAUCAGCUGCGCACUAUCUCCAAUGACACGCAUUUACCGCAGAGUCAAAUUAUGGUUCAACAAGAUGAGCAAUUGAAUUUAUCCGAAAACGACGAUGACAGCCGUAUCGAAGGUGAAGUUCUUGUUAACAAGGAAAUCUUAUUUGAAGAUGCCAUCUCACGUUCUCCAAGUGCAACACCGAAACUAGGCCCCACUAUACCGCCACCACCUCCACCACCAUUUCCGCUCAAUCUUCAUCAAGACUAUAGGAAAACGUCCUUUCGACCAGACAAUCAAAUUAUGAGCAAUAAUAACCGAAUUGCAACACUUCUUAAAAACUAUCCACCGCUUUCCUGUCAAUUGCUAACCGUGGAAAACCAAUGCGGUAGUGCAUUCUGUGUGCAAAGACUACGUGAAAUUUUUGAGCAUAAACCUUAGGGUUUCCGUCACCUUUAUAAUGAUAAUAGUAAUAGUAAUAACAAUAAUAAUGACACAUCAUACCAGAGUGGAGCGGCAUAAGAAAAUUCAGAAUUAACAUCCGGCUCGAAAGUCAUAUAUGCAUUUCGCGUUACGCUCUAUGAAUAAUUUUACUUAAAGAAAAGUUUCCUUUUUUUUUGCGCUAUCGAUCGCUUUUUGCUAGUUUCCGACGUGAGGUAACUAAUGUACAAUGU